AUGUCUCCGACUGCUGGUACUGGACGGGAGAAGGAGUCGAACACCGCGCGACUUCUGGGCUCCGGCUCCGCUGGUAUCGCUGAAUUGGCCGUCUUCCACCCCGUCGACACCAUCGCGAAGCGCUUGAUGAGCAACCAGACCAAGAUCUCCGGCGUCGAGCAGCUCAACAAGGUCAUCUUCAAGGACACCGCCAACGCGACAGCGGGCCGCAAGUUCGUUUCGCUCUUCCCCGGUCUGGGAUACGCCGCCGGCUACAAGGUCCUCCAGAGAAUAUACAAGUAUGGCGGUCAGCCCAUCGCCAGGGACUUAUUGGCCAAGAACUAUGGCGAGGACUUUGAGCGCGCCUUCGGCAAGAAGACUGGCAAGGCUAUCAUGCACUCCACCGCCGGCAGUUUGAUCGGUAUCGGAGAGAUCGUCCUCCUUCCCCUCGACGUCCUCAAGAUCAAGAGACAGACAAACCCCGAGGCCUUCCGCGGCCGUGGUGUUUUCAGAAUCGUCGCCGACGAGGGCUUCGGCCUGUACAGAGGUUGGGGUUGGACCGCCGCCCGUAACGCUCCUGGUUCUUUCGCUCUCUUCGGUGGUUCCGCCUUCACAAAGGAGUACCUUUUCAAGCUCGAGGACUACAACAAGGCCUCAUGGUUCCAGAACUUCAUCGCCUCCAUCGCCGGCGCCUCCGCUUCCCUCCUCGUCUCCGCUCCCCUCGACGUCAUCAAGACCCGUAUCCAGAACCGCAACUUUGAGAACCCCGAGAGUGGUUUCAGAAUCAUUUCCAACAUGAUGAAGAACGAGGGUGCCACCGCAUUCUUCAAGGGCCUGGUUCCCAAGCUCCUCAUGACUGGACCCAAGCUGGUCUUCUCAUUCUGGCUUGCACAGACCCUCAUUCCCGCCUUCGAUGGCAUGAUUAAGAAAUAA
Colletotrichum abscissum is the source of this 912-nucleotide messenger RNA. RefSeq lists its product as uncharacterized. The transcript has 7 exons. The coding region runs from base 1 to 912 and encodes 303 amino acids. Gene Ontology annotation, cellular component: mitochondrion. Gene Ontology annotation, molecular function: guanine nucleotide transmembrane transporter activity. NCBI's taxonomy places the organism in Eukaryota, Fungi, Ascomycota, Sordariomycetes, Glomerellales, Glomerellaceae. The record is from RefSeq and is a predicted model, not a curated record.